AUGAUAAAAACACUGGAACAAAAACAGCAACAACAAACAAAGAGUACGCCUAACAUUGAGCCCCAUGCGGGCAAUACGGAAACAACGCCGGCACUCAGCGAGGAGGAUGACUUUGAAGAUUCCUCCUCUAACAACAACAACAGCAGCAGCAGCAAAUCUGCGGUAGAUCUGCUGAUUUUGAACAAUGUAUUGGAAAACAAGAAUCAGAAUCAGACGUUAGAAAAUGGCAAAAGGAAAAUCUUAGCGGAUAAAGAGAUCAUUGCUGAUGCAACUGCUUUAGCUGCUAACAGGUUAUUGCCGGCUGAUAAAAGUGCUGUGAGAACAGAGUUCGAGGAUGAAAAUGAAUCCGCCACAGUUGCUGAUGAGGUGCCGUCCACAUCGCAUAUUGGCCAAAAAUCAGCAAUUCACAUUAAAAUCGAAGAGAAGUAUCCUUUACCUGCGAUUAAAAUUGAUCAUUAUAAGGAGGAUGACGAUCCCGCUUCGCCUGGAAAAGAGUCGGCUUCAGCAACAUGCUCGAAAUCUGCUAUGUAUAUCAAAAAAGCGGAAAGUUCGUUGCAAGAAACUGAUGGAAUAAAAGAGACGAGUCCGUUUCCUACGAUUAACAUUGAUGAUGAUGAUGCUGAUGCUGAUGAUGCUGAUGCUGAUGAAUCCCCCUCACCUGGUAAGGAAUCGUCUCCAGUAGAUGAAGUCAAAAAUGGUGAGGCAUCAAGCAGCUCACCUUCCAUGAAAAUCAAUGAGGAAAGUGCUGCUCAGGACGAGGAAUCAUAUUUAACAGAAGGAUUACAAAUUGAAACGAGUAACCAAGCUGAAGACGCUUUAGCCUCGCCAGUGAUUAAAACCAAUGAAGAUGAGCAGCAUAAAUUUAAAGAAGAAACUUCGUCGCCUGUGCUUCGAGUCGAUGCGAAGAACAUUCGCGAGGAGCCGAUUUGGAGAAUGCUUCAACACCCAUCUACGAAAUCGAUGACGAUGAAUCUGCUGCUAAGGAAACUGAGAGAACACCACCUGUAG
Drosophila grimshawi is the source of this 1008-nucleotide messenger RNA. Its product is annotated as transcription initiation factor TFIID subunit 11-like. The transcript is spliced from 2 exons. The record is from RefSeq and is a predicted model, not a curated record. NCBI's taxonomy places the organism in Eukaryota, Metazoa, Arthropoda, Insecta, Diptera, Drosophilidae. Bases 1 to 1008 code for a protein of 335 amino acids.